Lotus japonicus is the source of this 2919-nucleotide messenger RNA. RefSeq names its product pentatricopeptide repeat-containing protein At5g65570. NCBI's taxonomy places the organism in Eukaryota, Viridiplantae, Streptophyta, Magnoliopsida, Fabales, Fabaceae. Bases 43 to 2073 code for a protein of 676 amino acids. The record is from RefSeq and is a predicted model, not a curated record. The transcript has a single exon. Gene Ontology annotation, molecular function: RNA binding; zinc ion binding; protein binding. Gene Ontology annotation, biological process: RNA modification.
GAAUAUUAGUACAGAGCUGGAAAAAAGAGGGUUCUGUCUAGUAUGAAUUUCUAUUCAUCCCUGAUCACACAAUGCGCACACACAAAAUCCUUAACUACCCUUAGAGCAGUUCAUGCACAUGUUAUCAGUUCUGGUUUCUCGUACUGUUUGUUGGGCCACAAGCUCAUUGAUGGCUACAUCAAAUGCGGUAGUGUAGCUGAAGCACGCAAGCUGUUUGAUGAAAUGCCUGAGAGACACAUAGUUACUUGGAAUUCGAUGAUUUCUGCUCAUGUCAGCCAUGGGAAGAGCAAACAAGCUGUUGAGCUCUACGGGAACAUGCUUGUGGAGGGUGUUUUACCUGAUGCCUACACUUUCUCUGCUAUCUUUAAGGCCUUUUCGGAGUUGGGUCUUGUACGCUAUGGCCGAAGGGCACAUGGGUUGGCGGUGGUUCUCGGUUUGGAGGUAUUGGACGUGUUUGUUGCUAGUGCUCUUGUUGAUAUGUAUGCCAAAUUUGAUAGAAUGAGGGAUGCCCAUUUGGUGUUUGACCGGGUUUUGGAGAAAGAUGUGGUCUUGUUUACUGCAUUGAUUGCGGGUUAUGCGCAGCAGGGUCUUGAUGGGGAAGCUCUUGAGGUUUUUCGGGAAAUGGUUGAUAGGAGAGUCAAGCCUAAUGAGUAUACUCUGGCAAGCACCUUAGCUAGUUGUGGUAAUCUAGUGGAUUCGAUUAAUGGUAAGUUGAUUCAUGGUUUUAUUGUUAAGUCUGGUCUGGAAUCUUUUGUUGCUUCACAGACUUCACUCCUCACCAUGUAUUCAAGAUGUAACAUGGUUGAGGAUUCUGUAAAGGUGUUCAAUCAGCUUGCUUAUGCAAGCCACGUGACUUGGACAUCUUUUGUAGUUGGUCUUGUGCAAAAUGGGAGAGAGGAGGUUGCUGUGUCAGUAUUCAGGGAAAUGAUUCGGUGUUCAGUAAGUCCAAAUCCUUUCACAUUGUCCAGCAUUCUUCAAGCAUGUUCUAGCCUUGCAAUGCUUGAGGUAGGGGAACAAAUCCAUGCCAUAACUACAAAACUAGGAAUGGAAGGAAAUAAGUAUGCUGGUGCAGCACUGAUUAAUCUGUAUGGAAAAUGUGGAAAUGUAGACAAGGCAAGGUCUGUUUUUGAUGUGUUAACUGAGUUAGAUUUAGUAUCCGUCAAUUCAAUGAUCUAUGCUUAUGCCCAAAAUGGUUUCGGGUAUGAGGCUCUUCAGCUUUUCAAAAGAAUUAAAAAAUUGGGACUUGCACCAAAUGGUGUGACAUUUAUUAGCAUUCUCUUGGCAUGCAACAAUGCAGGAUUAGUUGAAGAAGGCUGUCAAUUAUUUGCUUUCAUGAAGAAUAAUCACAAUAUUGAGUUGACAAGAGAACACUUUACUUGUAUGAUUGAUUUGCUAGGACGAUCUAAGAGAUUUGAAGAGGCUGCAAUGUUGAUAAAGGAAGUGACAAAUCCAGAUGUUGUACUAUGGAGGACACUGCUGAACGCAUGUAGGAUUCAUGGAGAGAUAGAGAUGGCUGAGAAAAUUAUGAGAAAAGUUCUUCAGCUUGCUCCUGGUGAUGGAGGGACGCAUAUCCUCUUGACAAAUCUUUAUGCUUCAGCUGGAAAAUGGAACCAGGUUAUUGAGAUGAAAACCACAAUAAGAGAUUUGAAAUUGAAGAAAAGUCCGGCAAUGAGUUGGGUUGAUGUUGAUAGAGGGGUUCAUACUUUUAUGGCAGGAGAUAUGUCUCACCCAAGAGCUCAUGAGAUUUUUGACAUGUUGCAUGAGUUAAUAGAGAAGGUCAAAACUCUGGGUUAUAGUCCUGAUACCAGAUUUGUGUUGCAGGAUUUGCAUGAAGAGAAGAAGAUGAGUUCUUUAUAUUAUCACAGUGAAAAAUUAGCUAUAGCUUUUGCUUUGUGGAAGACUUGUGGCAGGACUACUGCUAUCAGGAUUUUUAAGAAUCUUAGAGUUUGUGGGGACUGUCACAGUUGGAUAAAAUUUGUUACUUUACUUACUGGGAGAGAUAUUAUUGCUAGAGAUUCAAAGAGAUUCCAUCAUUUUAAAGGAGGACUAUGCUCCUGUAAAGAUUAUUGGUGAAGAAUCACUUUUUUGUAUCAUAGACCAUCCAGAUGCUCACUUACUACACCUCAUGUGUAGCCUGUGAAGGUAAGAUAACCAUGCAUAAUUGAGCAUCUGGCCCCUUGUCUUGCCAUUACUUUAACUAAUUAUACCAUCUCCAACACAGACCUGUGCUCAAUGCUUACAUGAAGGAAUUCCUCAUCUGUCCCCUUGGUCUUCUUGAUAACAAGCCAAUUAACACCCCUAGGGAUCUCAAUGUCAAGCCAUUUCCCAAUCAGGGGGAGCCUUAUCCUGAUCCAGGAAGAUUUCGGAGACUAGUGGGCAAGUUGAAUUAUCUCACCAUGAUCAUACAUUGAUCCAAGAAGUUAUCAAUGUAGCAAGACAUCUUUCUAAGUCAUUGGCAAGUCGUUAUUUGUAUUCUUCAAUGUCAAAAGGUCACUUGGAAAGGGACUUGUUUACCCAAACCGGGGCUACACUGAAAAUUGUUGGACACUCUGAUGCAGAUUAGGCUGGAGGUUCGACUCAUAGACUAUCUACUUCAUGCUGUUGUAUUCUUAUGGGCGGACGGAAACCUUAUCUUGUGGAAAAGUAAGAAGCAAAGUGUGGUAGCUACAUGAAGUACGUAUCGGAGUAGGUAAUAACUCACAAAACUUAUGAGCUCUUGUGACUAAAACAUUUGAUUCAAUAAUUGUAGUUAUGUGAUGUUGGUCCUAUGGUGCUGAUGUGUGAUAACCAAUCAGCUUUGCAUCUCUCCUCCAGCCCAGUUUUUAAUGAGAUAGUAAAACAUACAAAAGUUGAUUGUCAUUUUAUCCGAGAGAUUUCAAAAGAUUUGUUUGCUCUAAGGGUGAGGUUUCACUAAAUCGU